Molecule: messenger RNA, 402 nt
Organism: Colletotrichum orchidophilum
Lineage: Eukaryota; Fungi; Ascomycota; Sordariomycetes; Glomerellales; Glomerellaceae
Exons: 1
Coding region: 1-402 (133 amino acids)
Source: RefSeq, a predicted model, not a curated record
AUGCCCCAAAGAGAGGAGCACCUGAGGAGAAGGAGAAGGAGAGAUACGUUGACUGUACGCCUGGUUGCUGCAGUGCAUCAUGACUUACACAGGCGCAAGCCCGGGCUUUCUCCAGCAACACGCAGCCGAAGCCCGUACCAAACUCAACCGCCUGCAGAAACAAAGGGCUGCGGCGGCGAAGGCAAGGGAAGGCGAUGGAUGGCCGGAUGGAUGGGCAAGGCCAAACAAGCACUAAGCACCAAGCAAGCAAGACAAGGCCCGACAACGCAACAACGACUACGGCGACAACAGGAAAGGAGGAAGAGACGGGCGCCGCUGGCGUUGGCCCAGGCGAUGAUGGUAGGAAGUGGGAGAGGGGCGAUGGGCAAGGACGACAGCGCACACCCUGGGCGUGGGAGCUGA